This is a messenger RNA of Psylliodes chrysocephalus, 804 nucleotides long. NCBI's taxonomy places the organism in Eukaryota, Metazoa, Arthropoda, Insecta, Coleoptera, Chrysomelidae. The record is from the annotation of a GenBank genome assembly.
AUGACAAAGGAUAGAUUAGCAGCCCUUGUUGCGGCUCAAAGUGACGAUGAUGAUGUUGGGCCCGAUGAUGUUGCCGUCAAUGUUGAAGGCAGAGACGGCUUCAUGGACGCAUUUUUUGGAGAGGUGGAAGAGAUACGUGACAUGAUAGAUAAGAUUCAGGCCAAUGUUGAAGAAGUCAAGAAAAAACAUAGUGCCAUUCUGUCAGCACCUCAGAGUGAUGAAAAAACGAAGCAAGAGCUGGAAGACCUAAUGGCCGAUAUCAAGAAAACUGCCAAUAAAGUCCGUGCCAAGCUAAAGGUUAUAGAACAAAAUAUAGAACAAGAAGAACAAAAUACCAAAUCGUCGGCGGAUCUGAGGAUACGAAAAACCCAACAUUCCACGUUAUCCAGAAAAUUCGUAGAAGUUAUGACUGAAUACAACCGAACGCAGACGGAUUACAGAGAAAGGUGUAAAGGAAGGAUACAGAGGCAAUUAGAAAUCACUGGUAGGCAAACAACCAAUGAGGAGUUAGAAGAGAUGUUAGAACAAGGAAAUCCCGCAGUGUUCACCCAAGGUAUUAUAAUGGAAACUCAACAAGCAAAACAGACUUUAGCGGAUAUCGAAGCGAGACAUGCCGAUAUCAUCAAGUUAGAAAAUUCAAUUAGAGAAUUGCACGACAUGUUCAUGGACAUGGCGAUGCUCGUAGAAAAUCAGGGCGAAAUGAUCGAUCGCAUCGAGUACCAUGUCGAACACGCAGUGGAUUACGUACAAACGGCCACCCAAGACACUAAAAAGGCUUUACGGUACCAAAGCCGCGCCAGACGG